AUGGAAGGAAUGGAAAACGACGACUCUACCAAUGAUGCUCUCAGCUCCAGCAGCAGACAGCUGUCGGAUCUCCAAGAGAAAAUCCUUGCGAUUCUCCCGCUUCCAAGCGCCAUGAUCAGCGUAAUUGGGAGUACCAUGAUUCUCUACAUUGCGUUGGAAUCGAGAGCCCACAAGCAAUGGACUCCUUAUACUCGAUUGUUAGUAGCCAUGAGUCUUUGCGACAUUCUGUACAGUAUCAGCAUCAGCAUAUCUUCCUUCUUGAGACCACAAGAGACGAGUAACUUUGUUUACGCUUUGGGAAACGAUGCUUCUUGCAAUGCUUCUGGAUUUCUGAAUCAACUCAGCAUGUCCGCCAUUUUCUUCAAUUCGGCUUUAUCCUUUUACUUCUUAGCGACGGCACGCUUUGGAGUAUCUGCCAAACGAUUCUCCAGAAGGAUAGAACCAAUCAUGUAUGUGAUUUGCAUUGGACAUCCUUUUUUGACAGCAGCUGUGGGUUCCUACAUGGGCUUGUUUGCCGAACGAAGGGGGAUCAUGGGCUGUUGGUUGGAGUUUGACAAGCGCUGCACCAGCAAUGAUCCCGAAAUUCUAGCCACGGCUGAAAAUUGCACCUAUGUCUAUACAGGAGUCAUCUUUUAUGUCCUUCCCGCUGGAGGCACUCUGAUAUCCUUGGUGGUGAACAAUCUCAUCAUUUCUAGAUUUGUAUCCAGUAAGGUCAAGCCUUUUUCACGACGAGGACAAGGACGGCAAAGGCCCACAUCGCCAUUGGAACGACCUUCUUCUUCGUUCGAUUCCACGACAGGCGCUACUACCGACUUGGAUGCUACUACUACUCGGAGAAGUGAUGUCACCUCUUUGAGCGUGACUCAUGUGGCUAAUCCAUUUCGAACCGGAGUGCUACUACCCCAGGAGCCUUCUACCACUACUGAUAGUGACCAUCAGCAAUUGGCGACACAAAUGGCCCAGCACCGACGCCUCAAGCUUGUCAAAUCGCAAGCCUUUUUGUUUGUGGCCAGUUACUUCAUCUGUCACAUUUGGAGUGUGGGCAUGGCCUUGGGUGAUUUCUUGGCACGCAGCGAUCGAGCGGAACUGGAAAUGAUGGUCGACUACUAUCCCAUUGCGUUACUUCAAGCAGUCUUUCAACCACUCCAAGGCAUGCUCAACAUGUUGGUCUUUUGCCGUCCGAAAUAUUUGAAAUGGCGGACAGAAUAUCCAUGGGAAACCAAGUGGUGGGCCUUUCAACGAUCCAUCUUUGGAGAACGGAUUCGGCCUACCAGGAGAGGACGACCGGCAUCGAAGCCAGUGGAAGGAGAAGAUGAUGCAGAAGAAGGAGGGCGGCCAGAACAUUUUUCAUCUUCCAUAGAGGAAGAAUCAAAGCAAGCCAAGGGCGAUGCGAUAUCGGAUGGAGACGCGAGCCAUACCUCUGCGACUUUAUCGUCGGCGUCGUCUGCUAAUUCGUUUUAUCGAACAAGAGAAGGUAUGUCUACACUCACGGCAAGUUUAGGAGACUUUGAUCACGUCAUUGACGAUGGUGUCCAAGAUGAACGAUGGGCGGCUAGUGAACGAUCCGAUAGUGGUUUGACAGGAGCAUGGGUACCCAUUCGACGGUCGAGACAAUCCACUUCGACUGGAGCAACAACAAGGGGAUCCAGUUUGGAAGUGAUUAGUGAGCAUGCGGAAUCCGUAUUUGAAACUUUUCCUACUGCCACGAGCAUUAAUACUAGUGUGACAGCUGCUGCCAAGAAUCAACAACAACAACAACAACAACAACAACAGCAAGAACAAGAACAAGAAGAAGAACAACAACAACAACAACAACAAGCAAGAAGUACACCGAUCAGUCCAGAACAAAGGGUAGGGCGAUGGAGCCCCUCCAGUUCUCCAACGGGAAGAAGACGAAAAGGUAGUGGUGUAUUAGCGUCUCGGUUGUUGGAAGCGGGAAUAGCUGGCGACAACACUUCAACAAGCUUGGGGACUUUGGAUAGUCCCGCCAGCAGUCGAUGGAGUACUGGUUCUGAAUCAUUGCCCAGCCAUGUGGCUACUGCAGCAGCAACAACAACAUCCAUUCCAUUGCCAAGACGAGUUGAAAGUCUAAAUGACACAACGACCUCUUCGCCGACGGCGACAUCAACAACAUCAUCAUCGUCUUCGUCUCCCAAAUCGUUGACCAUUUCACCGCCCUUGUCCAAUAGCAGUGGCGGCUCGGUAUCAAGUGCCUCCACUGUGUCGUCUUUGGAUACACCGCUAUUACCACCCAGACGACGACUGAGUCCACCACCAUUUGCCAACGAUAGUGAUAGUAGUAGCAGUGGCGAUGAUCAUGGUAAUGAUAACGAUGGGGAUACUAGCGAUGAUGGUUCUUGUUCGACAGAGGAUGGAUCGUUGUGA
Cylindrotheca closterium is the source of this 2385-nucleotide messenger RNA. The record is from the annotation of a GenBank genome assembly. Lineage: Eukaryota; Bacillariophyta; Bacillariophyceae; Bacillariales; Bacillariaceae.